AUGGUGUCCACGCGAAGCAGAACAGAGGUCCCCCCCUUGGUGCCGACUGUGGAGGUUGGCGACGCCGGCCCCGCCUCGGAGGUAUCACGCAUCCUAGAAGCUCAAGCCAGGAUGCAGGAGGAGUUCGCGGAGUACAAAAAGAGAAAUGCGGAAGAGAUGCAAGCACUAAGGGAAGAAAACUCCCGCCUUAGGCGGAGAAUUGAAACAGACAAAGCGACUGGGGAGCCAAACCCCCCAUAUUUGAGGAUGGAGGCCCCCCCUCAGUCGAAAAAUGACCCCCCUCCCUAUUCAAAACUCGACGCCCAUCCUACUGAGGACGAGAGCGAAUACAGGCCCACCGCUCCAACCCUGGGCGGCAAUUAUAGCUCCUUCGCCUCCAGAAGAAAUCGCCGCCACCCCUUCGUGGACGGGAUAACGGAGACACCUCUACCCCAUAAAUGGAAGGCACCAACAGUCACCUACGACGGAACCACGGACCCAGACGAAUUUGUAUCCAUCUAUACCAAUCAAAUAAGCUUGUACUCCACUGAUGAUGCAGUAUUAUGCAAAUCAUUCUCAGUAGCCCUCAGGGGAUCAGCUCUAGAAUGGUUCAUGAGCCUCCCCCCCUACACCAUCGACUCCUUCGCUACACUCACCUCUACCUUCACCACGCAGUUUGACACAAGCAGACGGCAUGAUCUAACCACAAUCGCCCUCCUCAACCUCAGACAAGAAGAAGGAGAACCCCUACGAGUUUUCAUUGAUAGGUUCGGGGCCAUUGCCAUGAAGAUCAAGGACCUCACCCCUAACCUCAUCUUGAUGUACAUGAUGACCUCCCUCAGGCCGGGACCUUUCGCCGACGAGUUGGCAAUGCGCCCCCCCUUGAGUAUGCAGGAACUUUGCAAGAGAGCGGCCAUGUUCAUAAGGGUUGAAGACAUGAGGCGUUACCAGAACAAUGCCCAACCCGCCCCAGCGCGGACAGAGACCAAAAGGACCAACAAAGAACCCGUUCCACGGGACCAUAACCGUCCCUCAGAACGCAGACCAGCAAAAUUCUCAAACUAUGCCCCCCUCAACGCACCCCGGUCCCGUAUACUCGAUGAAGUCCUGCAAGCGGAGCUCCUCCCCCCACCCAAGAAGUAUCAAAACCCGCCCAACGCGGAUUUGAGCAAGUAUUGUCACUGCCACCGCAACAAUGGCCACACCACCGACGAAUGCGACACCCUACGAGACAAAAUCGAAGAACUCAUCCGAGCUGGACAUCUAAGGCACUAUAUAAGGGAAGUUGGGGUGGGUCCACCCAGACCCCGUUACGACAGGAACGAUAACAGGAGGACCGAGCGACGCAAUGACCAACGAGCCGAACGCCGAGAGCCCAGGAGAGAGCCAGCCAGGGCACAGAACGCGGAACAAAGGGAACCACCGCAGCCGCAGCCGCGACGAGCGGAUGACAGACCCCCCCUACGAGGAACGAUCAAAACGAUAUCAGGAGGAUUCACAGGAGGAGGAAGAUCCUCUUCAUCGAGGAAGAGGCACCUGCGGGCCGUCCAACAAAUACACGUAAUAUCCAACCGAACGCAAAGAAGAAUGCCGCCCAUCACUUUUUCGGACUCUGACUUUCAGGGUACCGACCCCAACCAAGACGACCCCAUGGUCAUAACUGUGGAAGUCGAAAGCUUCACGAUAAAGAAGGUUCUCAUUGAUCAGGGAAGCUCCGUGGACAUCUUGUAUUGGAAAACAUUCAACAAGAUGCAGAUACCCCUCGCUGACCUAACCCCCCACAAUGAGCCCAUAUACGGAUUCUCAGGCGAGAGAGUCCCCACCAAAGGGUACAUCGACCUUCACACAACAUUCGAAGAGGGAAGGCAGACCAAAACCAUCCCCAUUCGCUACUUGGUCGUCGACGCCCACACGUCCUACAACAUCCUCCUUGGCCGUCCAUCCAUCAACGCGCUGGGCGCCAUAGUAUCCACCCCACACCUUGUAAUGAAGUUUCCAUCCCCGGAAGGCGACAUCAUCACAGUACAUGGCGACCAGCGCGCAGCCAGAGAAUGCUACAUGGCAAGCCUGAAACUCCCACUCCCACCCUUGACAACCCACAACAUUGAACAAUCCCAAGCCCACCCCACUCUGUAUGGCGAUGACCUGGACCCCAGACUAAACUCCGAAACACGCCUCGAACCCGUGGGCGAAACAAGGCAGCUCCCACUCGAACAACAAGGCCACUUCCUCCAGGUUGGAACUUCCCUUCCCGAAGAAGAGGUAGAUCACAUAGAGCAAGUUCUCAGACAGAAUGCCGACCUCUUCGCCUGGUCAGCAGCCGACCUCCCCGGCGUUCACCCUAGGAUAGCCGCCCACCGGCUAUCCGUUUUCCCUAACGCAAAACCCAUCUCGCAGAAAAAAAGGAAGCUCGGAGAAAGUAGAAGACAAGCAGCUAUGGCAGAGGCCGAAAAACUAAAACAGGCCGGUUUUGUCGGUGAAGCCCAGUACACAACCUGGCUCGCCAACGUGGUGCUGGUCUAG
This is a messenger RNA of Vigna unguiculata (cowpea), 2502 nucleotides long. The record is from RefSeq and is a predicted model, not a curated record. Lineage: Eukaryota; Viridiplantae; Streptophyta; Magnoliopsida; Fabales; Fabaceae.